Molecule: messenger RNA, 937 nt
Organism: Dimorphilus gyrociliatus
Lineage: Eukaryota; Metazoa; Annelida; Polychaeta; Dinophilidae
Source: the annotation of a GenBank genome assembly
CAUGCAAUCAACCACUACGGCCUCAAAUGAUCCAACUGUUCCCGUUAUGGGGUAUCCUGGAGCCGAAUUUUAUGUACUGCAUAUUAUUGGUCUUGUAAGCUUAGGUCUAUCACUGUCACUUAGUAUUUUUACUCAAGUAAGUUUAAUGAAAAAGGAAAGGACCGUUUUCACCCGACCAAUCGGAGAGAGACUAGUGUUCUAUUUGACAAUUUCUGAUUUAGGAUAUUGCUUAAAUCACAUAAUAGAUCAUACAUGGAUGUUGGCUAUUUCGUAUCAUCCUCCAGAUAUACCUUGCGCUAUUUUUGCUUCUAUUCUCAAUCUCUUUGUCUUUUCUCAGAGUUUGAUUGUCGUUUUUACCGCCUUCAACGCCUUCAUGAUGGUUGUUAAAGAAAUAAAAGUAGAGCUUGGAAAAUACGACUGGAAGCUUCUACUAUACGCCUAUGGAAUCCCAUUCUCAAUAAGUCUAGGAGUUGCGAUUUCAAAUCAUUGGGGCCCUAGUGGAGCAUGGUGUUUCUUGGAUAAAAGAAAACCCGGUGAAAAGGUACUCAGUAUAAUUGUUGCUGCCGCCUUUAUUACAGUCUUCUUUUCCAAUAUUAUCAAUUAUGGUUUGGUAUGGAUGAAAAUUAAAAGAGUUAGCGCUUCUAUGGCUACCACUACUUCUCAAGCAAAAUACCACAGGACGGCCAAAGUUAUGAUGCUAUUCGUUGCUGUUUAUAUCGCUCAGUGGUGGGCGUACAUAGGGUACGCCAUCCAUGGGUUUGUGGAAGUUCAACCAGUAUUUUGGGUAGCCGUUGUAUCGACUUUCAGUAAUUUGGGUGGCUUGUUUAAUUUUAUUACUUACACUUUUGUAAAGAAGAACCAGCAAAAUGUAAGAGAUUCUAGCUCGGACGAAGGUCAAACAGUAGAAAGACGAACAAAAAGUUAUAGAAGAUACUAA